Fonticula alba is the source of this 8144-nucleotide messenger RNA. RefSeq lists its product as hypothetical. The transcript has 7 exons. Gene Ontology annotation, biological process: protein ubiquitination. NCBI's taxonomy places the organism in Eukaryota, Rotosphaerida, Fonticulaceae. The coding region runs from base 225 to 8144 and encodes 2639 amino acids. The record is from RefSeq and is a predicted model, not a curated record. Gene Ontology annotation, molecular function: ubiquitin-protein transferase activity; protein binding; RNA binding. Gene Ontology annotation, cellular component: CCR4-NOT complex.
CCUUCCCCUCCCUUGCUCCCCAACACGCGCCUCGGCCCCUCUCCCUGUGUCCAGCCCUUCUCAACUACUCGGGCUUCCCCUUUCCCCGCUGCCGGCGCGUCCGCGCUCGCCUCCCUCCGGCCCCCUGGCUUGCUGGGCGCGCGAUCGCCCCUUUCCUCGGACUCCCCUGCUUUGUCUUUGUCUUGCCUGAUCUUCCUCCUUUCUCUCCACCCGGCCAAAACACAAUGAUGGACUUCGAGGAUGACGACGGGGUCGAGUGCCUCAUCUGCAUGGAGCUUUAUGAUAUUGAUGAUCUGCAGUUCCGCCCUUGCGCAUGCUCCUUCCGUUGCUGCCCCUUCUGCUUCCAGCGAAUUCUCGACAGCAACAAUUCCAAGUGUGCACUAUGUCGCCGGCAGUUGUCGAUCAGCUCCGUGCGCAAGGUCCCCCUCUCACCAGAGCGACGCGCCUUCCUAGAGAAGAGGCUCGAGGAAGCUCGCGAGGACCGCGCUUAUCUGGAAGCCAAUCCACCGCCCAUCCCCAAGAUGCCGCUCUUGCCACCGGCCAUGGCCAACCGCAAGGCCACCCCUCCGACCGGCAGCGCGUCCGGCUCUUCGAGUUCCUCCGGCUCCGGCUCUGCCUCAGCGAGUGGGGUCCUGUCGUAUAGUUUUGUCUCGGCGUCCGGGGCGGCGGCGGCGGCGGCGGCCGCCUCUUCGUCCGGCCCGCGUGGCGGUGCCAGCGGCGGGGACUUCCCCACUCCGGCAGCCGCUGCCGCCAGUACCAGCAGCAGCCGAGCUCCUCUCAUGGAUCCGGAAUAUCGCCGGUAUCUGGAGUCCGUGCGCGUCAUCGUCCAGCACAUUGUGUAUGUGGUCGCCAGCUCCAGCGGCCAUGGCAACAAGGGGACCUUCCUCUUCAAUCGCGAUGUCGAUGCCGUACGCCGGCACUUCCAGCAAUACGGCCGGGUUCGGCAUGUUCACCGGUCGCAGCCCUCCUCCACCUCCUCCAAGUCCGGUGGCGGGGGCUUCUACGUGCACUUCUACAACCCCUCGGAUGCCCGCCAGGCGGUCAUCCACGAGGACCAGGCCGAGGUGGAUGGUGUCACCCUCAGGGUCAUGCUGGCUUUGUCGAAGUUUUGCUCGUCAUACUUCACGCGCGAAUCGACCUCGGCUCCGGCGGUCUGUUCGCGCGGCGAGGAGUGCUACUUCGUGCAUGAGGAUGUCGACCAGAGCCUCCUCUUCACCGAUGAAGAGGUCCAGCAGGGCAAGCACUACUCCCUGUAUGGCACUCGGCAGUUGAUGAACAUGGAGUCCUCCCGCCCGGGGGACAACUUCGUCGAGGUGUCCGGCGGCAACCAGCGCCAGGCUCUGAAGGCGUCCUACGCACGGCCGGCCCCCUGGGCAGACAUGUCCGGCGCCAGUACCGGGGCCGCGGCGGCUGCGGCAUCCAACAACACAAGCGCCGGGCGCACCGGUGCCGGGGUUGCCGGGGGGCAACACUCGGCCGGCGGUCGGUCGGCCUCGCAGGGGGUCCUGUCCGGCGGGCCAGGUGGCCGGGUAUCUGCCACCGGGGCCAAGGCCGCCAAUGCCGGCUCAUCCAUGAGUGCUUGGGAUGAUCCAUCGAUUUCGGCCAUGGCGGCGGGUUCCUCCUCGUCGUCUGCAUCGAGUGGCGCCGCGUCGCCCUGGGCGGCGGCGGCCCGCUCGGGCGCCGCGGUCGCGGCCACCAGUCAGCCGGCUGGCGGUGUCCCGGGGUCCUCCGGUUCCGGGCCCGGUGCCUAUGGCGGCUCUUUCGGGCCUGGCGCUGGAGGAAUGGGCGCAUCGUCGGGCUCGGGGGGCCUGGGCGCCGCGCCCGCUGGCGUGACUGCCAGCUCGGCUGGCUUGGAUUCCAGUGACUUCCCGCCCCUGUCGGCCACCGGGCCGGGGGCCGGGCCCGGAGCCGUAGGGGUCGGGGCAUCCGGGGUGUCGAACGCCGGUUCCGCCUCCGGCCGGCAGCGUUCUCGUCGUUCGGUGCCCUUGGAAUCGAUUGCUACGCCCCGCCGGGCCUGGGCACCGAUCGCCACCACGCCCGCCACCGCCGGGUCGGCCGCGAUCAAUGAGCCCGCCACCAUGGGGCCCGGCUCCGGCGGGGUGCCAGCACCCGGGGCCACUCCCGCGCCGUGGGGGCUGGCCACUCCGGCCCCGGCCCCGGCCCCGGCCCCGGCUCCGGCCCCGGCCCCGGCGCCAGUGCGCCGUGAGACCAAGCGCGAGGCCGUGGUCAUCCACCUGGGUGCUGGUGGAUCGGCCGAGGUGAAGAAGUCCACCCUGGUGACGGAUGCCCAGAAGCGGGCGGCGGCGGCGGCGGCGGCGGCGUCUUCCUCCACCGCGGCGACAGCCUCGCCUGAGGAACCGGCCGCCCGUCGGUCCCCGACUCCGCCGGCCACCGGUGACUCGCCGACCCCGGCGCCAGUGGCGGUGGAGCCUGCCUCGGCCCCCAGCGCGCGGCCCCUGUCGGCCAAGCAGCUCCGUGCGGCGGCACAGGCUUCCAAGGCUGCGGCGGCGGCUGCCGUCGCGGCCGCCACCGCCGCCGCCACCGAGCCGGACACCUCGGCCUCGGAUCCCUCCACGCCGAGUCUGUCUCGAGGUGGCACCCCUUCGCCGGCGAUGGCCGCCGAUCCGGCGGCCCCCUCGGCCUCUACCCCGUCGACAUCGUCGGCCUCCGCGGCUGGGAGUCCGAUCCUGGCCGAUGGAUCGGCCUCCGGCCUGGCGACCGAGGCGAUGGGCAGCCGGCCGGGGUCGGCCGCGGCCACUGCGGCCGUCGCCGCGGCCGUCGCCGCCGGCGCCAUGUUCACCCCGACCCCGAUGGAUAUGGAUCACUUCUUGUCCGAGUUCGGUCGCGACGUGUUGGAUUCCUUCCACCGGGCGUCUUUCGGUUUGGCCCCGCCGGCGGCGGUCGCUGCCACCAUGGCCUCCGGUCCGACGGUGGCCGGGGCCCCGGCCCCAAGCCCCUCGGGCGCCAGUGCACCGGCCUCGGUCGGACCGCCGGGCGCCGCGGCUCCGACUCCGGGGGGCAGCUCCUCGCGCUCACAGCUGCUGGCCGGCUUGUUCCAGCCGCCGGCCGGCCAGCGCCCGGGCGCGGUGCGCCCUCCGCCCCCGGCCGGCGAGCUGGCCAAGCCCCCGGCUGGGGGGUCUGUUUUCGGCCUGUCCGAUGCCCCUCCCGGGGGGGUUCCCAUGCCGGGGCCGGCCGCGGGGCCGGGCUUCAGCCCGCUGGGCCGGCCGAAGGUCAUGCUGGCCACCCACGCGGGCAAUUCGCCGCAGCUCCUGCCGGCCGGUCUCGGCCAUGCUCACCCCCACCAUCCGUAUGGCCAUCACCUGUAUGGCGGCCAGAUGUACCCCGGCGGGGGCCCUUUCAUGCCGAUGAUGUCCGGGGCUGUUCGGCCGCCUCCCAUGGGGUCGGCCGCCGGCGGGGCUCCUGGGCCCGGUGGCGUGUCGGCCCCCCUGCGUCCGAUGCCCGGCGGUGCCGAGGUGCAUCAGCAGUUCCUGUGUGCCAAGUUCCCGGACUUGGAAUUCGACUUCGAUUCAGAUGAUGUUGAUGCGGCGCCGGCGGCGGCGCUCCCGAUGCCAGCUGUGCCCGGAGCCCAGUGGGGCCCCCCGACAGCCGGCGGGCUUGCUGCCCCGCCUCUGGCCGGUCCGGCUCCCGGUGGGUCCCCCCCCGCCGGCGGCGAGGGUGUGGUCGAUCCCGAGGCCGGCCCGGUGAUGUCUGCCCCGGUGGGCUUCCAGCCGCUGGGCCCGGGCCCGGGCUCGUCGUCAGUUGGUGCUGCGGCUGCCGCGGCGGCGGCGGCCGCCAGUGCCAUGGCCAUGUCCGGCGCCGGCCGCGGCCGGCCCCCGCCGAUGGGGGCCUUUGGUCCGACGCCCAGUCUGCCUGUUUCGGUUCCUGUGCCGGCCCCGGCCGCUGGUGCCUCGGUUGUGCCUGUGUCCAUGGGCGGGCCGCCGGCCCGGCCGCCGCCGCCGCCGCCGCCGCCGGCCGGUGCCGUGGUCCAGCCCCCGGCCGCCGACCGGCCCUCGGUCGAUGUUGCGCAGCAUGCGCGUGUGCUGGCCGCCAUGUCGGCGGCCGAUGUGGCCCAGAUGUUCAGCCCUUCCGCGCUCCCUGCCACCGGCCUGGGUGCUCUGCUGCCGCCGGGCGGCGCCGGGGGCGCGACCCUGGCCACCCAUUCGCUGACCGGGGAUUUCCCCCUCCCUGGCACCCUGGCCGACCAAAAGCAGUCGCUCAUUUCAAGCCCCAUCCAUGCGAAGCUGAUCGCCGGGCCCGGGUCCAUCUAUCCCUACUUCAAGUACUUCUCCGAGCUGUACUUCACCAAUCCGGAGAAUGAGCUACGCAAUCCGAACAACCUGCGGCUGCGGCUGCUGAAGUACGGCCUCACGGCCGAGGAGAUCAUGGCCAUCUUCAUGGAGGGGCCGCUGCAUGGGUGCGUGCGCUUCGGCCUUCAGUCGAUCGUGCGUGACAUGAUUCCCGAGUAUCUCGGGGAGCUGAACCGGCACAAUGCCAGCGGCUAUGCGCCGAUCCACAUCGUGGCCGGCAUGUCGCCGGUGGCCGCAACGGCGGCCGCAACUUCCACCACCACGGCGGCGGCGGCAGCGGCGGCGGCGGCGGCGGCCGUGGCAGCGGCGGCGGCCGUCACCACUGCCCCCCCCGCCGAGGACAAUGCCGAGAGUGUCACCACCAUGGCUGCCGAGGCGGCCGACCCGGCGGUCGUGGACUUCCGCAGUCUCGGCCUGGUGAUGACCCCGAACACGGAUCGGCCCUUCGCCCCGGUGAGCAAGCAUACCGACUUUGAUGGGUCGGUGGCCACGAGCGCCGGGCCGGGCAGCGCCUUCGAUGACACCUACAAGUCCACCUUCCUGCUGGCUUUCCUGCUGAAGUGCGAUGCCGAAGUGGACCUGCCGGUUGUGCCGACCGGCGAGACGGCCCUGCACCUGGCCGUCCGGGCACAGCACUUCACCCAUGUGUGUGUCUUGCUGGAGGCCCAGGCCAGCGUCCAUGCACGCAGCGCCGGCCCCGAGGGGAAGACCCCGCUGGAGCUGGCUCGCGAGCUGGCCGCCGCUCCCGGCGCCUCGGCCCUCGCCCAGGACAUUCUCGGCGCCAUUUCCUUCCACGAGGCGCAGCUUGAGGCCGGGGCGCGUCGCCGGGCGGCGGGCAUCAUCGACCCGUCGGCCGGAGCCGGCCGGGCUUCGGGGUCGUCAUCGUCCAUGUCGGGCAGCAGCGAUUCCGGCCUGCCUUCCUCCGACUCGGACUCGCGCGGGUCCUCACCUUCGCCCUCUUCGAGUGCUGCCUUCUACUUCCCACGGGAGGGCGGCCCUGCGAACUCGCUGACCGUCGACCAAAUUCGCCUUCUGUCCGAGCAACUGCUGGCCAUGAGUUCCGACCAUGAGUCGGAGGAUGAUCUGGAUGAGUCGGAGAUGGCUGCCACUUCGGUUGGCGGUGGCUCGGGCCCCGGGCGCCGGCUCUUCCAUCCGGACGCGGCGGUGGUCACCUCCGACGAGGAGCCGGAGGAGGGGCCCCUGUACGACGAGUCCGAAGAUGCGGCCACCAUUCGCCGGGCCUUCUUCCGGUCGGUGGCUGCCCAUCUAGAUGGUGAUGGGGCAGAUGGCGAUGCGGAUGACCUGCCUGGCGGGGAUGCCGAUGUCGGGGCCGGCCACUCUUCGGGUGCCGAUGAUGUGCAGGACCCCGGCCACCUGCGCUUCCCGCCGCAGUAUGGCCAUUCGGGCCCCGGCUCCGGCGACUUCCCUGUGGCUGGGGUUGAUGGGCCCUUCUCCUUCGGGGCUGGCAGUGCCGCCGCCGCCGCGGCCGAGGACCUCAGCGGUGUGACCACCGACGAGGCGGGCCCCAGCGAUGGGGGCCACUUGACUGAGGCUGCUACGGCGGCUGCGGCGGCUGCGGCUGCAGCUGCGGCGGCGGCUGCGGCGGCUGCCGCCGUGUCGGCCACUCCCCCCGCCACGGAUGCCUCGUCCAAUCGGGUGCGCUUGCUCUUCGACAGUUUCCCGUCCGGUCUCGGGAAGGGCGUCCCGGCCCCCGUUCCCACGGUGGAGGCGCCCCCUGCACCGGUGGAGUCUACGGCGGCCGAGCCUGUGCCCGGUGCCGGGUCGGCCCGCGCCACCAGCAAGGUUCCGGCGGUGGUCUUGCACAAGCCCGCCGUGGCGACGGCCGGCCCCGCGGCGGCCCCCGCCUCGGGCACGACCGCCCCGGCGGUGAGCCUGCCUCGCGUGACACCGACCUUCUCCCUGGCCAGCGUGCUCGGCGGCGGUCGCCCCGGCGCCCCGGCCCCCACCGAUGCCUCCCCCAUGGCGGCGGACUUCCACCCUGCGGCAUCGGCGUCGGCGUCAGCGUCGGCGUCGACCGGCUUGUCGGGUGCCCCGGUCGCCCUGGCCAACUCGGAGGCCGAUCGCAUGGCCACCGGAUCCUCGUCGGCCCUCGGCCAGGUGACUUCCACUGCGCCGUCCGCCGGCGCCGGGGUAGCCACUCCCGGCCCUCCGGCUCUGGUGCAGCUGUCAUCCGCCGCCACUCCAGCGGCGGUGACCAUUGCCUCGACGGCCGGGGCCGGGGCGUCGCUCACCCCCCCGGGGGGGGCGCAAAUCGACUCGUCGGCGCCGUUGGCCGUCAGCCCGGGUGCCGCCGCGGCCGCCCCGAUCAGUCUCCCGGCCACGGUGUCGGCGUCCCCCUUCGGCAAGGGGCAUCUUGGUGGUCGCCACUCGGCUUCGGCCUCGACGGCUUCGACCCCCGGCAAGAGCGGCCUCCUGGCCAAUCUCCUUUCCGGCCCGGCUCCCUCGCCGUCGCCAUCCGCAAGUGUGGCCAAGCCCUCUUCGGCCACGGUGACCGGCGAUGCGGCUGGCGAAUUGCAUAUUCACAGCUCGCUCGGCGGCGGGUCGGGCACGGGGCUUUCCACUUCGGGCAGCCUGCCGCCGAUGCCCGCGGCGCCGGUGACGGCCACCAACACCGGCGCCGGGUCCACCUCCAGCAACCGGCUGUUGAACCACCUGUUUAGUGCUCGGACGCCGAGCAUCCCGUUGCCGCCGCUGGCCGGUUCGGCGGCGGACCCGGCAAGCGCCGGCAAGCAGGCGAACUCCUUCCUGUUCCGGGUGCCGCCUGCCGCGACAAGCUCCACCGCCACCUCCCUGCCGUCUUCCUCCUCUUCCUCCUCGUCCUCGCUGGCGGCGGUGAUCACCUCGGCCCCGGCCAAUGCCGGGGGCAGUGCAGCCGGCGCGGCGGCCGUGGCUGACUCCCCUGCCACCGGCGCCCCUUCCGCCCCUGCCGUGGCCUCCGGCGCUGCGUCCUCUUCGGUGGGCGACUCGCUGCCCGCGGUGAGUGCGGAUGUCGGGUCCCAGUUCCAGCAUGCUGAUGAGGCGGCCUCGGCUCCGGGGACCGGUGGCGGUGGUGAUGUUGAUCCCUUGGAGGUGGCGGCCGCCGCGCAUCGGGCCCAGCUGCACGCGGCUGGCGGUGUGUCUCAUCACCCCCAUCCUCACCACCACCACCACCACCACCACCACCACCACAUUCACCAUGGCGGCCAUCAUGGCCAGCACCGGUUCCUUGGUCACCAUAUGCCUUUGCCGCCGGGUCAGGCGUCUCAGGCCGGUGGUGGGGUUUCUGCCCCUCCGGCGACGACGGGGCCCUUCCACCCUCAUGGCCAUCACCAUGGGCAUCCUCAUCAUCCUCAUCAUGGUCAUCACGGUCACCAUGGGCAUCAUGGGCAUCAUGCUCACCAUUCCCAUCACCACCAUCAUGCCGGCCAGCAGUCCCCAGCGGCCCAGCAGGCAGAGCCGUCGGCUGGCCAGCCGCAGCUGGCCGGCCAGUCGCUCGGUAAUGCCCAGGCCGGCCAGCAGUCCGGUCUCCUGCAGCACUUCUUCCAUCAUAUUCCCGUGCAGACGCUGGGCGUCAUGCCGGUGGGUGGUUUCCCGGCUGGGGCCGGGCGUGGCCGUGGCCGUGGCACUCCGCUGCCGGCCGGGGCCAAUGGGUCGCCGGUUCCCGGGGCCCCGGCGUCCCUCCCCCCGCUGCCGGUCCUUCACCCGGCGGCCGGGGCCACGGCCACCGCUGGAGCCGGCGUUGGCCGCGGCAAUGCUGCGGUUGUUCUCCCCGCGCAGCGCUAUAUGGCCACCGCCGCCGCCGCCCGGGGCGAUGCCGAUGACGCCUCCCAUCAGUAA